Molecule: messenger RNA, 1440 nt
Organism: Cladocopium goreaui
Lineage: Eukaryota; Dinophyceae; Suessiales; Symbiodiniaceae
Source: the annotation of a GenBank genome assembly
AGCAGUGUCAUCUUCAUGGCUGUCCUUGUGCCAUGUCUGACACCGUCGAUGAGGAGAAUUUGCAGGACCGAAGACUUGAAUGUUUUCGAAGUUGUCCGAGGCCAAAGAGGAGCUAACGCAGAAGGUGAUUGAGCUCACUAAGGCAUUGGUCUUCCUGUACACCCGGCAAGAUGGGCAUGAUGUCCGUCUUGCGGCGUUGAAAGAUGCCAAGGCCAAGGAGGUUGCAGAAGUCACUUCCUGGGUGUCAGAGAAAGUGCAAGCUCAUCAUCAGGAGGUAUCUGAGGUCAGCAAUCGGCUUAGUGGUCGAGUGGAGGACCUGGAACGAAAGUACGCCUCACGCGUACGCGAGGCAAAGAGUUCCCUGGAAGAUCUCAAGGAGGUGAUGCGGAGAAAGGAGAAGGCCUCCGAAGGCCUGGUAUCCUCCUGGAGUCAUCACUCGGGCCGCCGUCAUCAUGCCCUGCAGCUGCGGAAGGAUGCGGAGGAUCUCCGCAGGAAGCUGCAAAUCGCCGAGGCGCGUGCCGGUUGUGAUGAGCAGUGGCUAGUGCGGCAAAUUGCCGCAGAGACGCAGCGAGGAAGACAGGAACUGGAGAGAAGGUUCGAAGAAAGGAGCAAAGAGCUGAAAUCGGAACAGCUACAGGUUUUAGAGCAGCUGCGAGGCCAAAGGGAGCAUCGCAUCAACGAGCUGCGAGAAGAACUGGACCAGGAGCGACAGGAAGCCAGCGCCCAGGCAGAGGAGGCUCUGCAGGAGGCUGUAAGAAGACAGGAGUUGAGCUUUCAGGUGGAGCGUGAAAAUCUCGAAGUGGUACAGGAGCGUCAGAGUGCGUCCCUGAAUGAGGCACGCGAGGAAGUCUUGGUAGCAAAGGCUCAGUGUGAGGAGAGGCAAAGAGUGCUAGAUGAGAUGUCGCGCGAGCUUCAAGAGAGGAAGCGCCAUGGGCAGAUGAUGUCCAAAGAGGCAGACCUGGCCCAUAGCCGCAAACUGCGGCAAGAGAGCGAAGGGCAACAGUUACGAAGGAAGAAGAUGGCCCUGGAGCGCAGCUUGGGCGUGAAAGCUGCGGCCGCCUAUGCUGAGCACGAAGAUGGCGCCACAGAGCGCGCCGUGCAGAGUUUGUCGGAAGACUUGCGCCAAGCCAUGGUGCACUUGGAGGAUCUGCGAGGUGACCUUGCGCGGAAGAAACGCCAAGCGCAGGAGCGCCAGUCUCUGGUGGAAGAGCGGCAGCUCCGAAGUCAGCAGCUCAACGAGGACUUGACGUCAGAAAGAAAGCGCUCAGAUGAAAUGCAACGUGUGCUGCUUCGUCUGGAGCAAGGCCUUUGAGGACAAUGCCUCUGCCGAGACCGGUGUUCCAAUGGCACAAGAUGCUGAAAACCAGCUGUUUUGUGCGGAAGAGCAUCCAAUUAGCUGGUGCAAAAACAAGUUUGUCUGAGCUCAGAUGGUUGGGAAAA